Messenger RNA from Phanerochaete carnosa HHB-10118-sp, 843 nucleotides. RefSeq lists its product as uncharacterized. The coding region runs from base 1 to 843 and encodes 280 amino acids. The record is from RefSeq and is a predicted model, not a curated record. The transcript has a single exon. NCBI's taxonomy places the organism in Eukaryota, Fungi, Basidiomycota, Agaricomycetes, Polyporales, Phanerochaetaceae.
AUGGUUGCUGUUGAGCACGUAGAGAACAGCCAAGGACUUUCCCCACUAUCCUAUGAUGGACUCCAAAAGUUCGUUCCACUGGAAAUUUGGGACCUCGUAGUCGACGCAACUGCGGACGAUUUGUCUACUUUGAAGGCGUGCGCAACCACUUGCCGAGCCUUCCUUCGUCGUAGUCGCUACCACCUGUUCAGACGCGUCACCGUACGGACAGGCAAAUUCGCCGAAAUCCUAAUCUCCACCCUCCAACGUGACCCGGACAUCCGCAGUGCUGUCAGGGAGCUCCAGCUGGACUCGUCAAAUCCAGUGCCAGACUGGGUGAUUCAGACCGUGCGGGCACUACUUCCGAUGCUCUUCAACUUGAGGAAGCUACUCCUGCGUUCCAUGCAGCUCUCUCACCCGGCCUUACCAGAACUGCUCUCCAUAGCUCGACAUACCGUUACCAGCCUCGACCUGACCCUCUGCAAAUUCGACAGCUUUGCGGCAUUUAUACGCCUGGUUCUCGCAUUACCGUGCAUUACGGAUCUCGCACUCAACUUCAUCUCCUUCGGCGUGGCGCAACCGAUCGUGGUUGCGGACGCUGAUCUGCAGCUUCUCGGCAUGUCCGGGAUCAUGCUUUCGACACUGCGCCUCCGGUGCCAUCCUUUGGGGCCUUGGAUGGGGGCCUUGCUGCGCUGGUUGCGCAACACACCAACACUCGCAUCCUUGCGUAAACUCCACCUGCGUACAGCCAUGUGUGAAACUGCUCACGAUAUUCAAACCUUGACGUGCUUCGCCAAGGAUAGUGCUUUGGAUACGCUUGUAUUAGAUUGUGGAGGUACCAUUUCUCUCGGCGGGGGUGUGUAG